AGUAACCGCGCCGCCGUUGUGAACAGCCGCUGCUGCUAGGGUUUUGUUUAGCCGCCGCUGCUAGGGUUCCGAAUAGCCGCUGCCAAGGUUAGUUCGUUAUUAGUUUUUUCAAUCUCAGAUCAGUUUUUCAGCCGUGUAUGGAAACAAUGGCAGAUGAAAAGAUAAAGAUUGAAAAGUUUGAUGGAAGGGAUUUUGGGUUUUGGAAGAUGCAAAUCGAAGAUGUUCUUUAUCAGAAAGACUUAUACCAAACGUUAUGGGGAGAAAAGCCAGAAAAGAUGAGUGAUGCAGAUUGGGCGAUUUUGGACAGGAAAGCUUUGGGAGUGGUUAGGUUGUCAUUGGCAAAGAGUGUUGCUUUCAACAUAGUCAAUGAAACGACUACGCAUGGGUUAAUGAAAGCUUUGUCGAAUAUGUACGAGAAACCCUCAGCAUUGAACAAGGAGUUUUUGAUGAGACGGUUGGUUAACACCAGAAUGAGGGAGGGUGCUUCAGUUACCAUUCACAUCAACCAGUUUAAUUCGGUCAUAAAUCGGUUAGGAUCAGUUGGAAUUAAGUUUGAUGAUGAGCUUCAGGCGUUGCUGCUUUUAUCUUCUUUGCCUGACAGUUGGUCUGGAACAGUGACUGCAGUUAGUAGUGCAUCUGGUACUACUAAGUUUACUUUUGAAGGAAUUCGGGAAUUGAUUCUAGGUGAAGACAUCAGAUGCAGAAGUUCAAGGGAUUCUUCGAGUGCACUAUUGAGUACUGAAGGUAGAGGAAGAAGGAAUGAAAGAGGAAGCGACCGUGGUAGAGGCAAGAGUCAGUCCAAGCAUCGGGAAGGAAUUGUCUGUUGGGAUUGCAAACAGAUGGGACAUUUUAGAAAGAGUAGUAUAGAUUCCUGGGUGAUGGAUUCUGGUACAUCUGUUCAUGCCACACACAGCAUGAAGAUGAUGAAGAAUCUGAAGAUUGGGGACUUUGGUAAGGUACGACUUGGUAACGAUGAAAUUCUGGAUGUUACGGGCAUGGGGGAUAUUGACUUGAAAACUUCAGUUGGAGCCACUUGGACUUUGAAAAACGUCAGAGUCAUUCCUAGCUUGAAGAGGAUGCUUAUCUCAGUUGGGCAGUUNGUAGAGAGUAGUAUAGAUUCCUGGGUGAUGGAUUCUGGUACAUCUGUUCAUGCCACACACAGCAUGAAGAUGAUGAAGAAUCUGAAGAUUGGGGACUUUGGUAAGGUACGACUUGGUAACGAUGAAAUUCUGGAUGUUACGGGCAUGGGGGAUAUUGACUUGAAAACUUCAGUUGGAGCCACUUGGACUUUGAAAAACUGGAAGGUGGUCAAAGGAAAUCUUGUUGUUGCUUGUGGCAAAAAAAGGGGCUCGUUAUAUAUGGUCGAGAUACCUCCACAAGGAGCAAGUCCAGUUUUUGUAAAAGAAAAGGUCCGGUUCAAAGAAUCUCGUGUGCUAAAGAGGGUUACCUUUGCAAAGGAGAAACUCAGAGAAAGAGUACAGAUUCAGGAUGAACUAGCUCGGAAGGUUCAACCAGUCAGGGAAUUUUGUGGCAGUGGGAGCACAGGUCGUGCUUCAGUCCCAAUCCGACUGUGGGUUAGGAAAACUAGUAUUCCGACAUUGAAUGUUUCUCCUGUUAACAAUUUGCUUGGUUUGGAGAAUGUAGGUUCUCAGUUUGUCUUAGAAGCUAGGAGAGUGAUAGAUGUGUCACACUCGGAGCUAGCAGAGAAUGAGAACGAGUCACGGGUUGUGACUGAUGAGUUGAAGCUCAGUGGGAGCUUCAACGGGCCUUCAGAUAACUAAAGUGAAGGCCGCUGCAACUAGUGGAAAAUGAGGAUUACAAGAGUUACAGAUGAUGCAGACUAAGGGGCGUUGUUCGAGCCUCCAAGUGGGAGAUUGUUGGGCGAAUUGAGUGUGGAGGCUCGACCAGGAAGGGCAGCCGGCCCUAGUCUUGGUUCGACCCAUAUGGCAGUAAAUUAGGUUUUUAAUU
Molecule: messenger RNA, 1968 nt
Organism: Cuscuta campestris
Lineage: Eukaryota; Viridiplantae; Streptophyta; Magnoliopsida; Solanales; Convolvulaceae
Source: the annotation of a GenBank genome assembly